GAUCAGUGCCGUUGCAUGGAGUCAGCUCAGCUCUCCGAUAAGUGCAGAGCAAUAUUGAUUUUUCGGAUAACAGCACUAUUUUCAUUCCUUUUCUUCGAUUCAUAGAAACAACCAGAUAGGGACCGUGGGGAAAUGGCGGUGCCGAGGCGCCGACAGUACUACUACCACCGCUUCGGUUCUCUGAUGCCUGUUAUCUCCGCUAUCUCACUCAUGCUUUUGGUUUUCUUCGGACUCCUUUCCUUCCUCGCUCCCUUUCCCGUCGAUCGUCUCCGCCAAAACCAACGCCACGGCGGCGGCCACCAAUCUUCCCUCAACAUUGUGGACGAGGACGUGAUUGGAGCUCAGCUGUUUCCUGUUCCGAUAGGUGGGGGAAGAUUGGGUCGCAGUCUGUGGAGUUCGAGAAAUUCAAAAUUCUUCUAUGGAUGCAGCAAUGCUAGCCGCAAGUUUGCAAAUGCUGAUGCUAUUACACAUCCAAACCGGUAUUUGCUGAUUGCAACUAGUGGAGGCUUAAAUCAACAAAGAACUGGCGUAAUUUUCCUUUGUCCUAUAACGGAUGCUGUUGUUGCUGCCAGAAUUUUGAAUGCUACUCUGGUUAUACCAAAGCUGGACCAGAAAUCUUUCUGGAAGGAUAAAAGUAAUUUUUCAGAGAUUUUUGAUGUUGAUUGGUUUAUAUCAUUUCUGUCAAAAGAUGUUAAAGUCAUAAAGAAUCUCCCUAGAAAGAGAGGAAAAUUUUGGACUCCACAUUCGAUGCGCGUUCCAAGGAAGUGUAACGAGAGAUGUUAUAACAAUUGUGUAUUACCUGUUCUUUUGAAAAGGCAUGCUAUCCAGCUCAAUAAGUUCGAUUACAGGCUUUCAAACAAAUUGGAUACAGAUUUGCAGAAGUUGAGAUGCAGAGUCAACUAUCAUGCUUUGAAGUUUACAGGUCCUAUCCUUGAAAUGGGUGAAAAGUUGGUCAACCGGAUCAGGAUGAGAAGGAGAAGCAAACAUUAUAUUGCCAUGCACCUGAGGUUUGAGCCUGAUAUGUUAGCAUUCUCAGGGUGCUAUUAUGGUGGAGGUGAAAAGGAAAGGAAAGAACUUGCUGCAAUACGAAAGAGGUGGAAGACUUUACAUACGAGCAAUCCUGAAAAGGAAAGAAGGCAUGGGAAAUGUCCACUCACUCCUAAAGAAGUUGGUCUGAUGCUUAGAGCUCUGGGAUAUGGUAGUGAGGUCCAUUUAUAUGUGGCAUCUGGGGAGGUAUUUGGAGGGGAAGAGACGCUGGCACCCCUAAAAUCACUGUUCCCAAAAUUCUAUACAAAGGAGACUCUAGCCAGCAAGGAGGAAUUAAAACCAUUUUCUUUGUUUUCUUCUCGAAUGGCUGCCCUAGACUUUAUUGCGUGUGAUGAAAGUGAUGUUUUUGUUACAAAUAACAAUGGUAACAUGGCUAGAAUAUUAGCAGGACGAAGGAGGUAUUUUGGCCACAAACUUACGAUUCGUCCCAAUGCUAAAAAACUUUAUAGAUUGUUUCUGAACCAAGAAAACAUGACAUGGGAAGCAUUUGCUUCUAAAGUUCGUAGGGAUCAGAGGGGCUUCAUCGGUGAACCAAAGGAGGUGAGACCUGGCAGGGGUGAAUUUCAUGAGAAUCCAUCCACAUGCAUAUGUGAAGAUUAUGAUGCUAUGGCACAAAGAAAUUCAGGACCUAAGAAGUUUGGUAAAGAAUCUGAGGCCUCGAGAAAAGAUGAUGUAAUAAGUCAGGAUCAGAAUGUGGAUAAUGAGCCAGAAUGGCCCGAUACAGAUCAAGAUGACCUUCAAGAUCAAGGCCCGUUUAAUUUUACAAAUGUUGAUUAUGACGCUGACACCUCUGAAGAACCUGAGUUGGAAGAGUUGCUUUCAGACUAACUGAUUCUUUUGGUGAGAUUUCAUAUCCUUGUGUUCCUCAAGGUAUUAGCAGUUUCUGGAAUUCUAUACCUGUAUAUACACUCUUGGUAUCGGGAAUACGAGCAUCGUCAAUAUUACUAGCUUCAUGAAUACUUCUAGAGAUAUCAUAUCUGUUACAUUUCGUACAUUGAACAAGAGGGGAUCAUGGACAAGACUAGGAGCAAAAAUGGUGGUGCCUGACUAAUUAGUUCAGAGAUUAGCUAGACUCACAUUGACAUCCAAGUGCUGGCGAGUUGCAGAUUGAUCGGUAAGCCUCUAUUGGGAAGAAACAAAAACAAAGGUGUUGGAAGAAGAGGAACCAAGUGUUGUUACAGUUGAAGGAGAGGAGCAAGUUUGUGUUCCUUCUCUUAAGGCUGGUUAUUAUUACUUCUGAAUCUGCUCAUCUUUCUGUAUCUCUCUUUUGAGUGAGUUUGAUUACUGGAAUCAGCUGGAAACUUUCUAGAUGGAGAUGCAAAGCUGUGGCAGUGCAGCAGCUAUUUCCUGAUGAAUAUUUUUGGUACUCAUUAAUUGAGCUGUUUUGUCUGUCCAAUCAAUGAAGGGCAAAGCAGCUGAGGUUAAAGUCAUGACACACUAUUCUAAUUGCCUGUUUGGUACAGCGUCCCCGCUAGCGUAUAAGCUAGCAUAGACGCUAAAGGGAGAUGUACCAAACACGCUGUAUACACUAGCUUAUACGCUCAAAAAUCAUAAGCUUUGGACGAAGGCUUAUUUGUGCGAGACGCUCUGCGAGGGUUUCCUCUGUGCGACCUCAUUAGGACAGUAGAGUUUAUUUUAGAAAUUGAUAUGUUUUGAGUUCAUUGAAAUUGACUGAGAUUUCAGUUCAAUUGAUUUUCAAAACCCAUGUUUGAUUUACUGGGUUGUUGCAUGUCUCUGCCUAGUGGGUGUGGCAACUUUGAGAUGAGAGUGAUCUUUCAAUUCAAUCAACUUGAUACCGGUCAUUGUAGGCUUUUGAUGCUUCUUGGACAGUGUGAUCUCUCUGCUUUCUCCGGGGACUGAUGUUUUUGAGUGUUACAUGUCUUAUGCCUUGGCUCAAACGUACAACUAAGAGACCUUUAUCCCUUGCAGUUUAUAUCAAGAUUAGACCAGAUUCUUGAGCAACGAAGAUGGUUGAAGCAAGAUGCUUAGUUUUGAUUUCUAGUGGAGAGGGCAACUCAAAGGGCAGUGAUUCUGUUGACUCUCACAGAUGAUGGUAGCACUGGUUAUAAUUGGAGAAAAUAGUCACAAGCAUGCAGCAUAUGAAAAUUUUAAAGUCCAGAUGAAUCCGAGAGUUUCACCCCUAAUUGAAUCAAAUUAUUGAUCUCACAGCAGGAUUUCAGAGCUUUUUUUUUUUGGUAACCAAGAAACCAUCCAAGUGAACGUGAACUUCAAGUCGCUAGAACAACUCGCACCACGUUGGUUGGUACAGAUAAGACUGUUAAAGCUCAUGUGAAUGGGGUCCAAAAGUGGGACAAACGAACCUACUUGGCGAUAGCCAAGUGGUUGUCAACAUACAAUUGUUCAUAAAACUUUUAACACGAUGGUUUUGCCA
This is a messenger RNA of Tripterygium wilfordii, 3439 nucleotides long. RefSeq names its product O-fucosyltransferase 16-like. The coding region runs from base 133 to 1875 and encodes 580 amino acids. The record is from RefSeq and is a predicted model, not a curated record. Lineage: Eukaryota; Viridiplantae; Streptophyta; Magnoliopsida; Celastrales; Celastraceae. The transcript is spliced from 12 exons.